AUGGCGACUGCCCUUCAGAACCUUACGUCGGGGGUCCGGCACGAAGGUCGAGUCUCUUGGUUCUAUACAAGUGAGGAAAUCAAAGCCCGUAAGAAUCUGGGGCUCGAACCUGCAAGGAACGAGCUUGUCGCUCUGGGAGACAUUGGUAUUUCUGCGCCCAGUCCUUUCGUGGAUUUGGAGACCAUUCGCGAAGUCUGUACCGUUGUGUACGUGAGCGAACGAGUGAGGUCAAUGCCUGACAGCGACGAUCUGGGACGGAGUCAAUUUUUCUGCCGCAAGGGCAUGUCUGUUCGCCGGACGAGAAGGACGGCGUGCCAGUCGCCUCAGAAAAGCGGAGGCGAGUCAUUUCUCUGGGGUAAAACGGCAACUCGACCCAACGAUGUGGCUAUUAACCGCGGCUUGAGAUACUUCGAGGGUUUCACGUGGGAGGGACAGAAGUAUCGCGUAGGUGACUGCGUAUUGAUCGGGAACGGAGCCGAAGAGCCAAACAAAUUAUAUGUAUCUUUAGCGAAACUGGAGGAGCUGUGGGAUUAUGGUGAUCCAUCGCGGACAACUAAAUACGAGGGAAAAGUGUCUUGGUUCCUGAGAUCUAAUGAAAUCAGGAAUGAGACCCUAAAAUCUCAAAUGAAGAAAAAUGAGGUGUUUUCUUCGAGGAGUACCGGUCGCUCUGCUCCUAGCAAGUUGAUCGAUUUGGAGAGUAUUUGUGGUAUCUGUGAAGUGCUCAUAGUGAACGAAGACGUUGAUUCGAUCCCACCGGAAGACCCUUCAGGUCGGCCUCAGUUCUUCUGUCGCUACCAGCAACUUGGGCAUGGAAAGGUGAAGCCUUUAUUUCCUGCAAAUAGCGGCGCACUGAAAACCCCGAAGAAGGCUUCUCAGAAUGGAGCCGACAAACUUGAGAACGAUCCCGGAGCACUGGAUCCUCCUCAGACUCCGAAAACGAGAACGAAACCCGCGCUGAGACAAGAAUCGAAUGGUCGAGAUGCAUCUCCGUCCCUCCGAAAGCCAUUGAUGCCACUUUGUGACUCCAAGCUGAAGGUUUCGCCGAUCAAGGGUUUUCUGAGUAUAAGGAUUCGGAGAUCAGAUGAGGAAAACUGUCGGCUCCACAUGGAAAGGCAGACUCCUAAAGCGCCCGAUACUGAGGAGAAACUCGCUCGCGGUCUUCGACGAAUGGCCCUGACCGGCGAACGAACUCCUCUGGGAGCAGCAAGGAGCAACGGGGCGGAUUCGGUCUCCACACCGAAAAGCUCGAAGUUAGAAAGAACGGCCACCACAACACGGUCGGGUCGACUGGUGCGGACUCUCUUCCCCAAGAACGAGGUGAAAUCUCCCACGAAGAAAGCUGAGAUAAGCGACGACGAUUUCGUCAGUGAGGACGAAUACAAGAUAGCGAGUGCCGAAACCGAUAACGAAAGUAGUACCGAUAAUACAGAGGACGACGAUGAGUCGCCAAGACGUCCUCGAGCUUCGAGGAAAACAGCCGGCGCGAGGAAGGGCUCGAGACCCGCAUCGAUUGCCGAAAGGAGGGCCGCUCCGACCCCGUCGAUGCCGUCGAGGAAAGUCAAGUCGAAACAGCCACAAACCGACAUCGAGAAAGCUUUGAGCAAGCUCCACGUAUGCGCCGUUCCGGAUCAGCUCCCGUGUCGGGAAGAUCAAUUUGCAGAGAUUUAUGAUUUCGUGGAGGGCAAGCUCGCCGAUCAGGUGGGGUCUUGUAUGUAUAUUUCUGGGGUGCCCGGAACCGGAAAAACUGCUACGGUUCGAGAAGUAAUCAGAGCACUGCAAAAUGCGGAUGAUGUUCCGGAAUUCAAAUUCAUCGAAAUAAAUGGUAUGAAGCUUACGGAGCCAAACCAAGCUUACGUGCAGAUCUUGAGACAGCUCAACGGGAGGAGAGCCACAGCAGAGAAUGCUGCAGACAUCCUUACCGGUAUUUUCAAGAAGAAGCAGAAGUCGUCUGAUAACAUGAUCGUCCUCCUCGUCGACGAACUCGAUCUUUUGUGGACGCGGAAACAACAGGUACUGUACAAUAUUUUCGACUGGCCGACCCAUCCGAACUCGCGUUUGGUCGUCGUCGCGAUCGCCAACACGAUGGAUCUCCCCGAGAGGAUGGUCAUGAACAAAGUUGCCUCCAGGAUGGGCCUGAGUCGGAUGACUUUCCAGCCGUACACAUUCCAACAACUCCAAGAAAUUGUCAAAGCUCGCCUGAGCGGUCUGGAGCUCAUGGAUCCGGACGCUGUUCAGUUCAUCUCGCGGAAAGUUGCUGCCUUGUCAGGAGACGCUCGAAGAGCAUUGGACGUGUGUCGUCGUGCGGUGGAACUCUCCGGAACUUGUGACGAUAUACAAGCCUCGCCAAGCAAGAAAGCCAAGAAAUACAGCGUUCGGAUGGAGCACGUCAAUCGGGCUGUAAAGGAAAUGUUCACUUCGAGCAAAAUCGUGGCGAUGCAAGCUCUCAGCUUCCACGAGAAGCUCGUACUCCGGGCCAUCGUGGCCGAAUUCCGCCGCACCGGCGUCGAAGAAUGUGUUUUCCAUAACGUCAACGAUCAAUAUGCAAGUCUCGCAAGACUCGAGGGCGCUGCUCCAUUGAACACCUCGUUGCUUAGCAGAAUCCUCGCCAGGAUGGCAUCAUCGAGGCUCCUGAUAUUGAGUGAUCCAAGGAAUGAUUUCCAGCAGAAAAUCAGCUUGAACGCCACUGCUGACGAUGUCAACUUCGCUCUCCGCGAACAGGUUGAGUGCGAUGCAUGAACAAGG
Molecule: messenger RNA, 2742 nt
Organism: Galendromus occidentalis (western predatory mite)
Lineage: Eukaryota; Metazoa; Arthropoda; Arachnida; Mesostigmata; Phytoseiidae
Gene: Orc1
Product: origin recognition complex subunit 1
Exons: 15
Coding region: 1-2736 (911 amino acids)
Biological process (GO): DNA replication initiation; mitotic DNA replication checkpoint signaling
Cellular component (GO): nuclear origin of replication recognition complex
Molecular function (GO): chromatin binding; ATP binding; ATP hydrolysis activity
Source: RefSeq, a predicted model, not a curated record